UCACUUCUCUAAAAUCACAAAAACAACAUAUUCUAAAUUCAAAAGAAGAUCGUAAACUGAAAGUGAAGAAAAGAUGAGUUCUACAAGCAAAGCGUGGACGGUGGCAGUUAGCAUCGGAGUCGUAGAGACGUUGAAAGACCAGUUGGGUCUUUGUCGGUGGAACUACAUGUUCCGGUCGGUGAAUCAGCAUCUCCGGAACAAUGUCAGAACUGUUUCUCAGGGGAAAAGGUUCUCGUCUUCUGUUGCCGCAGCUAACUCGUCUGGUGAGAGUGAAAAAGCAAAGAAGUCUGAAGAAUCGCUUAGAACGGUUAUGUAUUUGAGCUGUUGGGGUCCUAAUUGAUUAGUACUUAGUUUAUAAUGUAUAGUUUUGUAAUUUUUAAGAUGACUUGGAGAAACGGAGUUU
Messenger RNA from Raphanus sativus (radish), 403 nucleotides. RefSeq lists its product as uncharacterized. The record is from RefSeq and is a predicted model, not a curated record. Lineage: Eukaryota; Viridiplantae; Streptophyta; Magnoliopsida; Brassicales; Brassicaceae. Bases 74 to 340 code for a protein of 88 amino acids. The transcript has a single exon.